CCGCCGUCGCGGCCGGCCGGGGGUCGGUGCGCUGCAAGGCGCGGAGGAGACGGAGGCAGCCGCCGCCACAGAGCAGCACUGGGCCGGCAGAGGAUGCCCGCCGCACUCCCGCCGCUGCCGCCCUACGCGGCCGCCUCCGCGCCUUCAUCUCCAUGAAUUAGCGCCGCGGGGUGGGGGCGGGGGCCGUGGUGAGCGCCCAGCGGAGCCGGCGCCCCAGGCAUGGCCAGCGCGUGCGCCGUUCAGGUGAAGCUGGAGCUGGGGCACCGAGCCCAGGUCAGGAAGAAACCCACUGUGGAGGGCUUCACCCACGACUGGAUGGUGUUCGUCCGCGGGCCCGAGCACAGCAACAUCCAACACUUCGUGGAGAAGGUCGUCUUCCACCUGCAUGAGAGCUUCCCAAGGCCCAAGAGAGUGUGCAAGGAUCCACCCUACAAAGUUGAAGAAUCUGGUUAUGCUGGUUUCAUUUUGCCAAUUGAGGUCUACUUCAAAAAUAAGGAAGAACCUAAGAAAGUUCGAUUUGACUAUGACUUAUUCCUGCAUCUUGAAGGCCAUCCACCUGUAAAUCACCUCCGCUGUGAAAAGCUCACAUUCAACAACCCGACAGAAGAAUUCAGAAGAAAGCUGCUAAAGGCAGGAGGGAUUAUGGUUAUGACAGAUGGCACAUCGUUCUCUUCAGGGCAGAGCCUGCAUCUCCCCAACCUUCCUAGUAACUCCCUAUCUUUUUCUGAAGUGAAGAAGAAAUCAUCUCAUGGGCCAAAGGACCCUACUAAGAUUCUGAACAUAAAUAGCAGUAGCGGCAGUAGUAACAGUUUUUCAAAGCCCCACAAGUUAACAAAGGAGCACAAGGAAAAAACUUCUAAAGACUCAAAAGAACAAAAAAGUGCCUUCAAAGAACCUUCCAGGGAACACAAUAAAUCUUCCAAAGAAUCCUCUAAGAAACCCAAAGAAAAUAAACCACUAAAAGAUGAAAAAAUGGUUCCUAAGAUGGCCUUCAAGGAACCUAAAUCCAUGUCCAAGGAGCCAAAAUCUGAAAACACCCCCAUCCUUACCAUCACAGGUGGACAGCAAGAAAAGAAGACUCCUACAAAAAGGCCCUCCAUUCUGGAUUCUGAUGAACCUUCUGCAAAAAAGAGAAAAAAAAGUGUGCCAGAGUCAUUAUUUAAAAGCUUUUCUAAUGCUCCAUCACUAAUUCUUACUUGUUCAGCUGACAAAAAACAAACAAAGGACAGGUCUCAGCUUAAGAUGGGGAGAGUCAAAAUUGAAAGUGAUACACUGGAAAAGAAGACAUCUACUCUGCCACCAUUUGAUGAUAUUAUAGACCCCAAUGAUUCUGACGUGGAGGAAAACAUGUCUUCUAAAUCUGAAUCUGAACAGCCCAGUCCUGCCAGUUCCAGCUCCAGUUCCAGUUCCAGUUUUACACCAUCUCAAAACAGCAGACAACAAGGCCCAUUGAGGUCUAUAAUGAAAGAUCUGCAUUCGGAUGAUAAUGAAGAUGAAUCAGAGGAACCGGAUGACAACGAUAAUGAUUCUGAGUUGGAACGACCUGUAAAUACACGAGGAGGAAGCAGGAGUCGUAGGGUUAGUCUGAGUGAUGGAAGUGACAGUGACAGCAAUUCAGCUUCCUCACCACUACAUCAUGAACCAGCACCACCUUUGUUAAAAACUAACAGCAACCAGAUUUUAGAAGUGAAAAGUCCAAUAAAGCAAAACAAAUCUGAUAAACAAAUAAAGAAUGGUGAUUGUGAUAAGGCAUAUCUUGAUGAACUGGUAGAGCUCCACAGAAGAUUAAUGACAUUGAGAGAGAGACAUGUACUGCAGCAGAUAGUAAAUCUAAUAGAGGAAACUGGACACUUUCAUAUCACAAAUACAACCUUUGACUUUGAUCUUUGCUCACUGGACAAAACCACGGUCCGAAAACUACAGAGUUAUCUGGAAACAUCUGGAUCCUCCUGAGGAUUCAGCAUCUGGAUGCAUCAAAAACUGUUCUCUAAAUGAAACAUUCAGAAUGAUGCAACCAAAACGAUGGAGAAACAAAACAACCUCGUUCAGUUUUAUUUUUCAUUAAAGCCAGUCAUCAUCUCUUAAUAAUGAAGAGGAGAAGUGACAAGACUCAGAGGACUGCUCUUCUCAACAAGAAAAUGCUCCGGAAGAGUUUACCUGGAUAGCCUUGAAAAUCAAAUACAAUAACAAACAGAAAACUUGGUCUUAAUGAAUGUGUAUGGUAUCAUGUAUCUCUUUGUGGUGUUCCACUCCACAAGAUGAAUGCAUGUUCAACACACUGCCUUAUUGCAUAACUGAUCUAUUUAUUACUGCAUACAUGUAUUUCAAAGUCAAUGAGUCACUGAAUGGCACUACCAGAUGUUGCAAGUAGUGGUAUUCCAUGUAUGCUUUUUUGAUUCAGUCUCAUCAAAAACCUAGUAAUCUUAUUCAUGUUGAAAUCCCACUUCUUGCUAACUUUCUCUAGACAAUGAAAACACUGCAGUCUUGUUUUCAUUUCUGCACUUCCAGAAAUUGAGAUACAACGUGAGGGACCAAAUGAUGGUCCUACAUUUUGCCUCCAAUCUGCCAAAGUUGGACCAUGGCAGGUUGGACUGCAGGUCCUUGGCUCUAUCCAUUUAUUGAUAUUGGUCAUGGUAGAAAAUGCACCAAAUAGGAUCAUAUGACUUCCUGUCUAGCCUUAGUGAAUAAACCAUUAGGAUUUCUAACAAAAAAAAAUGUUAUGUAUACUGUCCUGAAACCAGAAUUUUUUGCAGUCUGCAUUUUUGUCUGUUUUAAUGUUAUAAAAUUAAUUAUAUAUGAGUGAAGGUGUUCUGCAGGAUCAUCAUAAAAGAAGAAAUACUGAUCCUGUCUUCUAAGGAAAUGUUGUAGAAAAUUCUUAAUUUGGAGCUAUUUAUUACUAUGAGUUUCUGCACUCCUUUGCUUCUUACCAUAAAACUAUUGACAUAACAUUUUUUGUUUGUUCAUGUAGUAAAUGGUCUCCUUAGCCUGUUUGGGGAUUUUGUUUUUGUUGUUUGUGGGUUUUUUGUUGUUGUUUUUGUUUGUGCUUUUUUUUUUUUUUUUUUUUUUUUU
Lagopus muta (rock ptarmigan) is the source of this 3069-nucleotide messenger RNA. It is a transcript of the gene MLLT3, whose product is annotated as MLLT3 super elongation complex subunit. Lineage: Eukaryota; Metazoa; Chordata; Aves; Galliformes; Phasianidae. The transcript has 12 exons. Gene Ontology annotation, cellular component: super elongation complex. The coding region runs from base 220 to 1953 and encodes 577 amino acids. Gene Ontology annotation, biological process: regulation of DNA-templated transcription. The record is from RefSeq and is a predicted model, not a curated record.